UUGCCACUCUGACGUCAGCGCGUACUCAGAGCGGACUAGCAUAGCAUCGUGGCCGUGUCUGCCCUUCACAUCCGUCCACAUCCUACUAGGCUUUGCUCCCUAGCGCAGCACAACGAUGGCCAUGCUCAAGUCAAACAAGGUGAUCUACUGCCUGGGGAAGAUUUCCCCGUCCCUGGGAGUUGUGUCCACCCGCAACAGCUCAUGGUGGGGUGGAGUGCAGAUGGGUCCCCCCGAUCCCAUCCUGGGGGUGAGCGAGGCCUACAAGAGGGACACAAACCCCAAGAAGAUGAAUCUGGGAGUCGGAGCCUACAGGGAUGACCAGGGCAAGCCAUUUGUGCUCAGCUGUGUGCGCAAGGCAGAGGCUGUUAUUACAGCCAAACAGAUGGAUAAGGAGUACCUUGCCAUUGGUGGUUUGGGGGAGUUUACCAAGUCCUGCGCCCAGCUCGCUCUCGGUAAUGACAAUGAGGUCCUGAAAAGUGGCAGGAACAUUACUGUCCAGACCAUCUCGGGAACUGGAUCUCUGCGCAUUGGAGCCAACUUUUUGUCUCGAUUCCAUGGUCCACGUGAUGUGUACCUGCCCAAACCCUCCUGGGGAAACCACACACCCAUCUUCAGAGACGCCGGCAUGCAGCUCAAAGCAUACAGAUACUACGAUCCGUCCACCUGUGGCUUUGACUUCAAGGGAGCUCUCGAUGACAUCUCUAAAAUCCCAGAGCAAAGUGUGAUCAUGUUGCAUGCUUGUGCCCACAACCCCACUGGUGUGGACCCCAGGCCUGAGCAGUGGAAGGAGAUCUCUGACAUUGUGAAGAAAAGAAACCUGCUUGUGUUCUUCGACAUGGCCUAUCAGGGCUUCGCAAGUGGAGACAUCGAUCGUGAUGCCUGGGCUGUGCGCUACUUCAUUGAACAGGGCCACAACAUCCUGCUGUCCCAGUCCUUUGCCAAGAACAUGGGACUCUAUGGUGAGCGUGUGGGUGGCUUCACUGUGGUUUGUAAUGACGCAGAGGAGGCAAAGAGAGUGGAGUCUCAACUUAAGAUCCUCAUCAGACCCAUUUAUUCCAACCCGCCAAUGAACGGCGCCAGAAUUGCAGCAACCAUUCUCAACACACCAGAUCUGCGCUCACUGUGGCUGGAGGAGGUCCAUGGGAUGGCCAACCGCAUCAUUAAGAUGAGAGAAGAGCUAGUGGCUGGUCUGAAAAAGGAGGGCUCCACCCACAACUGGCAGCAUGUCAUUGACCAGAUUGGGAUGUUCUGCUUCACAGGCCUCAAACCCGAACAGGUUGAGCGCCUGACCAAGGAGUUUUCAGUGUACAUGACCAAGGAUGGCAGAAUUUCCAUGGCAGGCGUGACCUCUGGGAAUGUGGGCUACCUGGCACACGGCAUCCAUGCAGUCACCAAGUAGAGUGGAUCCUGCUGGGAGAGUUACGAAAUCAAAGCAGCAGUGUUGACGAGGAGCUUAAUGCGUCACUUAUUCUCUGUCUCCUCCAUUCCACGUUUUAGAAAAGAGCUCAAUAUUUAGUUAAGACACACAAGUUCAACUUGGAACAGAUGCUGCUGUCAAAACAGUUUAGUUUCUGUUUAACUUUUGUUUGUACAACAUUUCAUUGAACAGGGUCCCCUGCCAAAUUGUAAAAUACAUAUUUUCUUCCACUACUGAUGAAUCAUCUUUGCUUAUUUAUUAUGAAAAAUCAACUGUUGGCUGUGCAUUAGUGUCCUCCUAAAUGUGUGCUGUUGAUGUGCUGGGGCACCAUUAACUAUAAAACAUCCAGGAACCAACAGCAGGUUGGAAUGAAUCAAUUUCACCUACAAGUUGAGAUCUCUUUUGUUAUGUUAAGCCUUUUUUUUUCUUCUUAAUUUUAAUGGUGGAGUCGUAGCACUUUAUAAGUUGUAAGGCACUGUUGACUUUCAAGAUUAGGCCGGCAUCUUAACUUAUUUGUUAGUAGUUAAUCAAUUCACUAUCAGGCUAUUCUGUGGUUGUCCAUCUGGACUAAUCAAUCAUCGAGUAAUUUCCAAAUUAUCUCCGUUUUGAAAUUUUCCGAGCUAUCUCUCAGUCAGUCCCUCUUUAACCCCCGAUGCAAACAAGCACACAAGGCAAACAUGGUUAAAAGCAUUUAAUACUUGGAAUGAAUUCCACAAUGGAGAUGUUUUCCAUAUUUCACCAUAUCCCCACAUCAAUAGCCCAAUUUUUAAAUUUUAUUUUAAUCAUGGAGUAUUUGAUACAAGUACAAACGUCUCUGUGUGGGUAAUAAAGAUGAGUGGAGUACGUUAACGGGGUGAACACCAGACAGUUCCUAAAGAAACAUGCACAUGCUGCUCUUACACUCAGACAUCAAGAUGUAUGUGUGUAUGUUAGUGUAUCAAUCUGUUCAUCAUUGAUACAGUGAGGCACAAACAACACUUAGAAAUGUGGGGUUUUCCCCCAGUCAACUCAUACCUCUCAAACGUCUGCCAGUACUCCUCCAUGUUUUGCAUUCUGUCAUAAAAUAAUGGAUCUUUUGGCAUGUACCUUAUUGAACAAACAAUAAAUGGAUAUAGAGGAAU
This is a messenger RNA of Perca flavescens (yellow perch), 2538 nucleotides long. Its product is annotated as aspartate aminotransferase, mitochondrial. NCBI's taxonomy places the organism in Eukaryota, Metazoa, Chordata, Actinopteri, Perciformes, Percidae. The coding region runs from base 116 to 1399 and encodes 427 amino acids. The record is from RefSeq and is a predicted model, not a curated record. The transcript is spliced from 10 exons. Gene Ontology annotation, biological process: biosynthetic process; L-aspartate catabolic process. Gene Ontology annotation, molecular function: L-aspartate:2-oxoglutarate transaminase activity; pyridoxal phosphate binding. Gene Ontology annotation, cellular component: mitochondrion.